GCGUGGCUAACAGAGUGGUACUGACGCAGAGUGGAGAGUGCGGAGUAGGUCGUGGGUCAGUGCUCUUAGCUCCCCGCGAUGGGUGCCUGUUUGGGGGUGUGCUCUCUUCUCAGUUGCGCUUCAUGUCUCUGUGGUACAGCACCAUGCCUCCUCUGUGGUUGCUGCCCAUCUACAAAGAACUCCACUAUAACCCGACUGGCAUUCUCCAUCUUCCUCCUCCUCGGGACCCUAGUGGCCUGCAUAAUGAUCAUCCCAGGUGUGGAAGCCGGUCUUCAAAAGCUCCCGUGGGUCUGUUCCUCAUCCACAACAAUUGCUGGCUCUGUGAACUGUGAUGUAAUUGUGGGUCAUCAUGCUGUGUACCGCAUGUGCUUUGCUCUGGCUGCAUUUUUCUUCCUUUUUGUCAUAUUAAUGAUCUGUGUGCGCAGCAGCAGUGACCCACGAGCAGCAGUGCAGAAUGGGUUUUGGUUUUUUAAGUUCCUGAUAUUGGUUGGAAUCACAGUUGGAGCAUUUUUUAUUCCAAAUGGGGCGUUCGCACAAGUGUGGUAUUAUUUUGGCAUGGUUGGUGCUUUUCUAUUUAUUCUGGUCCAGCUUAUUCUCAUCAUUGACCUUGCCCACUCAUGGAGCCAGUCGUGGCUUCAGCUGGCAGAAGAUGGGAACACCAAAUGCUGGUAUGCAGCUCUUCUGAUCUGCACAGCUUUGCUAUAUGCUGCCUCUAUUACUGCCAUAGUGUUCCUGUAUAUAUAUUAUACCAAGCCGGAUGCCUGUACUCUCAACAAGGUCUUCAUCAGCCUCAAUCUCAUCUUUUGUGUCAUAAUUUCCAUAGUGUCAAUUCUACCCAAGGUUCAGGAUGCCCAGCCACACUCAGGAUUGUUGCAGGCUUCUGUUAUUACCUUGUACACAAUGUUUGUCACUUGGUCUGCAAUGGCAAAUGUCCCAGACAAGAAUUGUAAUCCUACCUUGUUGGCUAUUAUCACCAAUGCUAACACCACAGCCUCCAUCUCAUCAACCUCUACUCCGGUUCAAUGGUGGGAUGCUCCCAGUAUUGUGGGCCUGGGUAUCUUUAUCCUAUGCACCCUGUUCAUUAGCCUUCGCUCCUCCAACAACACCCAAGUGAACAAGCUAAUGCAGACGGAAGAAAGCUCUGGAGAAGCUGGGAUCCCAAUGAGUGAUGAUGGAGAGCACAGAGCAUAUGAUAAUGAGGAAGAUUCAGUGGCCUACAAUUACAGUUUCUUUCACUUUUGCCUGUUUCUUGCCUCUCUGUACAUAAUGAUGACUCUCACCAACUGGUAUCUACCUGGCUCUACUAAUCAGACCUUAUCAAGCCCUUGGUCAGCCGUUUGGGUGAAAAUUGCUUCCAGCUGGGUGGGACUUCUCCUUUACCUCUGGACUCUGAUAGCUCCUGUAAUACUCUCUGACCGGGACUUUCAGUGAACUUCAUUUCUGUCUAUGUAAAAAUAUAAGCUUCUAUUAUAAAAAGGUAGCUGUUCUGAAUGAAAAUGGUCUUAUGUUAAAAGGCCAUGCCAUACCAAUGCCAAUUAAUUGUUCAUUCAUCCUUCAUGAUUAAAUAUUAGUGUAUCAUCUAAGAAAGAGUUUGUUCUUUGUUCUUUGAACCUCUUCCUCCACCACUACCCUUACUUUUUUGUGAGGUCCUAUCCAUGGCAAAAUCAGACUUGGAUCUUAUUAUAACUGGCAUUCAAAUAUCUUCGUAGCUCUCAUCAAAAGCAUCCUUUCAUACAGAAGUUAAUAAAAUGGUCAUUUUGACUUGCUGGAAAGGAGUAUAAUAUGUUUUCCCCCUAAAUACAGGGUUAUUGUAUUUACAAUAAAUGUAUACAAUGACAUUGCGGUACGAUACAGUGAAAAUACACUUUCAAUAUUGCCUUACAUUGUUGGCUCAUCAUUCCUAUUGUUGCCUUAGUUUAUAACUAUAUCUGUGCCUUAAUUAAUUUGAGAUGAUUUAGAUAUUUUGUAAAAUAUUUUUAUAUUGCUGUGUUACAUAUUGGUAAUGCCUGUUACAUAAUAAAUAAAGUAUUUGUU
This is a messenger RNA of Spea bombifrons (plains spadefoot toad), 2034 nucleotides long. It is a transcript of the gene SERINC2, whose product is annotated as serine incorporator 2. The coding region runs from base 79 to 1431 and encodes 450 amino acids. Lineage: Eukaryota; Metazoa; Chordata; Amphibia; Anura; Pelobatidae. Gene Ontology annotation, cellular component: membrane. The transcript has 10 exons. The record is from RefSeq and is a predicted model, not a curated record.